AUGGGUAACGUGUUGGCAUCCUCGAAACCGAUUGCUGGGCCCGGCGGUCUGCCACCGCCGAUGCCCACAGAAGCGCUCACGUCGGUCGGUGAUGGUGCCGGUGCACCCGAUAAAGCAUCGGGUGAUGCAAAACCAUUAGAAAAUCCCGGGACGAUGGAAGAACUACACAGGAAAUGUAAAGAUGUGAUGCCCACAAACUUUGAAGGAGCCAAACUGAUGAUAAACAAGGGCUUAAGCAACCAUUUCCAGGUCUCACAUACGAUUAAUCUGAACUCUUCGAAUACUAGCGGUUAUCGCUUUGGUGCGAUGUACGUUGGCACCAAACAACUUUCCCCAACGGAAGCAUUUCCCGUCGUGCUUGGUGAUAUUGAUCCGUCGGGAAAUCUAAACGCAAACAUCAUUCAUCAAGUAACACCGAAUGUUCGGUGCAAAUUCGCAUCACAGAUCCAAAGCAGCAAAGUAACGGCGGCACAACUUACGACAGAUUAUAAGGGACCAAACUAUACAACUUCGCUCACCGUCGGCAAUCCAAAUGUCAUUAAUAAUUCGGGCGUUAUGGUCGCGCAUUACCUACAGGCCAUUACGAACCGACUGGCAAUGGGUGGAGAGUUUGCCUAUCAGUACGGACCGGCAGUUCCCGGUGGACAGAUUGCUUUAAUGUCUGCUGCAGCCAGGUACGCAACGGAUCUGUACACAUGGUCCGGCACGGUUGGUGCAGCAGGAGUGCAUCUUUGCUACUACCAGCGUGCCAGCGAGCAACUUCAAAUUGGAGCGGAAGUAGAAACCAAUUUCCGGAUGCAGGAAUCUGUCGCCACCAUUGGCUACCAGGUGGACCUGCCAAAGUCGGACCUAGUGUUCCGGGGUAUGGUGGACAGUAACUGGACGGUAGGAGCGGUCCUAGAGAAAAAGUUACAACCAUUACCCUUCACCUUCGCGCUCAGUGGUAUGCUGAAUCACACUAAAAAUCAAUUCCGACUCGGGUGUGGGUUGAUUGUGGGCUAG
Molecule: messenger RNA, 1002 nt
Organism: Anopheles marshallii
Lineage: Eukaryota; Metazoa; Arthropoda; Insecta; Diptera; Culicidae
Product: mitochondrial import receptor subunit TOM40 homolog 1-like
Exons: 4
Coding region: 1-1002 (333 amino acids)
Biological process (GO): protein import into mitochondrial matrix
Cellular component (GO): mitochondrial outer membrane translocase complex; mitochondrial outer membrane
Molecular function (GO): transmembrane protein transporter activity
Source: RefSeq, a predicted model, not a curated record